AGACGCACGCAAGGCGCUUUCACUGGGCCAGCAAGGUUCCCUCUGUUGCAACAACUCGCGUGCAAAAGCAUGCAUGUCAAGAUGCAUCUAGUCAAGUUCUUCCUGGCUACUUGCCUUUCUCAGGCAUGGAAUGCUUCCGCACGACCACGCCCCCAGGCUGAAGAGGCAUGCACCCCUCAUGAUGACCAUUGGCAUUGUCCUCCUGGUGUGCAGCCGCCCACCACGCCUCCUGGUCAACCUACUGCGCAACCCCAGCCAACUAUCACCGCUGCCCCAGCAACAACUUGCUUCCCUACCACCACCGCAGUUCCUCAAUUGGUAACUCUCAAGACGAACCUGGAGGACUCCAGAACCUUCCUUCGGUACAUGAAUCCAAAGUACUCAACCUCGGGUGCGGUUUUCUCAGGUUACUCUGUUCUCUGGUAUUCCUCAGAGGGCACGUACACUCGAAGCACCGGCGUCAUAACUGUUACCAACACUUUGUUCUACGAUUCCAACGCCUUGUCGUCCGAAGGAUACGAUAUCACCACCAAGACAUCCACACGGACGACUUGCAUCACCCGAACCACCGAUAGUCCAACAGGAACCUGUUCUCCUCACGGAGAUCACUGGCAUUGUCCCCCGGGAGUUGAAGAGCCAACUACACCUCCUCAGCAGGAACCCACGGGAACUUGUUCGCCCCAUGGGGACCAUUGGCAUUGCCCUCCUGGAGUCGAAGAGCCUACGACGCCUCCUCCACAGGAGACAACAACAUCUCCCCCGAAGGAGCCCACAGGAACUUGCUCUCCUCACGGUGAUCACUGGCAUUGCCCUCCUGGAGUUGAACAGCCAACAACACCUCCGCCGCAGGAGACUACAACUACCCCAAAAGAGCCCACAGGAACUUGUUCCCCUCAUGGAGAUCACUGGCACUGCCCGCCAGGAGUUGAAGAGCCAACUACGCCGCCCUCACAGGGGACGACAACUCCCCCAAAGGAGCCAACGGGAACCUGCUCUCCUCAUGGUGACCACUGGCAUUGUCCCCCAGGUGUGGAGGAGCCCACCACACCUCCCCCGAUCAUCACGUCCAAGUCAACUGUGACCACAGGUAAGGAUGAACCUACGGGAACUUGUUCCCCCCACGGAGAUCACUGGCAUUGCCCCCCUGGGGUUGAGGAGCCUACGACUCCUCCUCCUAUCAUCACUUCCAAGUCAACCGUGACUACGGGUAAGGAUGAGCCCACAGGAACCUGCUCUCCUCACGGCGAUCACUGGCAUUGCCCCCCUGGCGUCGAAGAGCCUACAACUCCUCCUCCCGUCAUUACAUCCAAGACAACCAAGACCACAGGCAAGGACGAGCCCACUGGUACAUGUUCCCCUCAUGGUGACCAUUGGCACUGCCCCCCUGGUGUCGAAGAACCUACAACACCCCCACCUGUCAUCACAUCUAAGUCGACUGCCACGACGGGCAACGAUAAGCCAACAGGAACUUGCUCCCCCCAUGGCGACCAUUGGCAUUGCCCUCCAGGUGUAGAGGAACCCACAACACCACCCACUCAGGAGUCUAGCACAAAGCCCUCUCCUACAGGUGGUAACAACGGGUGCACUCCCCACGGUGACCACUGGCAUUGUCCUCCCGGUGUGGAGGAGCCUACCAACCCACCCGCCAAACCCACCAGCGGUACGAACCCGUCCCCUACAGGCAGCACCGAGUGUACAGCUCAUGGCGACCACUGGCACUGCCCACCAGGUGUUGAAGAGCCCCCCUUCCCUCCUGGUCAAGGCUCCGACAAUGGAGAUGGUGAUGAUGAUGGACACAAUGGCGGCCAAGACCCAGGAGAGUGCGUUGCUCAUGGAGACCACUGGCACUGCCCCGAUGGAGUCGAGGAGCCUCCUUUCCCUCCCGGCCAAGGUUCUGACAACGGAAACGGUGGCGAAGAUUCUGGGGAGUGUGUCGCUCAUGGUGAUCAUUGGCACUGUCCUGAUGGAGUCGAAGAGCCCCCCUUCCCUCCUGGUCAAGGCUCUGGUAACGGAGAUGGUGGUGACGGCGGACACGACGGAGGCCAAGACUCGGGAGAGUGUGUUGCUCACGGCGACCACUGGCAUUGCCCCGAAGGCGUUGAGGAGCCUCCUUACCCCCCAGGACAAGAGCCUGGUGGUGAUGGUGAUAACUCGAGCGGUCACUCUGGCAGCGAUGACGGUGCCGCCGGUGAGUGUGUUGCUCACGGUGACCACUGGCAUUGUCCUGAGGGAGUCGAAGAGCCCCCUUACGCUCCGGGAGAAGAACCAGGCAACCAGUCCGGCUCUGGUGAUAACCACGCUGGUGGCGAUGCCGAGGGUACUGAGUGUGUGGCUCAUGGCGAUCACUGGCACUGCCCCGAAGGAGUUGAAGAACCACCCUACGCUCCAGGAGAAGAGCCUGGUAAGGAGGCCGGCUCUGGUGAUGGCUCCGGCGAUGGCUCCGGCGAUGGCUCUGCUACUGAGUGCGUUGCCCACGGCGACCACUGGCAUUGUCCUGAAGGCGUUGAGGAGCCCCCUUAUGCCCCAGGAGAAGAACCAGGUAACGAAUCCGGCGGCGAUGGUGGCCCUAGCGGUGAUGCUGGAGCCACAGAAUGUACCGCACAUGGAGAUCACUGGCACUGCCCUGAGGGAGUUGAAGAACCUUCUUACGCCCCCGGAGAAGAGCCAGGUCAUGAGUCCGGCUCUGGCGAAGGUGCUUCUACUGAGUGUGUAGCUCACGGCGACCACUGGCAUUGCCCGGAGGGAGUUGAAGAACCGGCUUACCCCCCGGGAGAAGAGUCAAGCAGCCAAUCUACCUCUGGUGGUGAGCACACAGGCGAUGGUGCUUCUGCGGAGUGUGUCGCACAUGGCGACCACUGGCAUUGCCCUGAGGGAGUCGAAGAGCCCGCUUACCCUCCAGGACAAGAGCAGUCCAGCUCUGGUGAUGAGGCUGAAGCCACCGAGUGUGUCGCGCAUGGCGAUCACUGGCACUGUCCCGAGGGAGUCGAAGAGCCCUCGUACCCCCCUGGAAGCGAGUCUCAGGCUGCCGUCCCAAGCCCAACUACGCUGGUCACCGUACCUGAACCCACCGCGACUGAGGAGUCGCCUGUUGUUGUAACGGGUGCAGCCAGCCGAUUCGUUUCUCCAGCUCUUUCGGCAUGGGUUGCUAUCUUGGUUGCCGCAAACCUGCUCUGA
Molecule: messenger RNA, 3174 nt
Organism: Fusarium keratoplasticum
Lineage: Eukaryota; Fungi; Ascomycota; Sordariomycetes; Hypocreales; Nectriaceae
Exons: 2
Coding region: 70-3174 (1034 amino acids)
Source: RefSeq, a predicted model, not a curated record